Molecule: messenger RNA, 1237 nt
Organism: Schistocerca serialis cubense
Lineage: Eukaryota; Metazoa; Arthropoda; Insecta; Orthoptera; Acrididae
Product: protein FAM169B-like
Exons: 7
Coding region: 138-953 (271 amino acids)
Molecular function (GO): acyltransferase activity, transferring groups other than amino-acyl groups
Source: RefSeq, a predicted model, not a curated record
AGAUAACAUAAGAGUGACUAAAGAAACGUUAAUCUGUUCCAAAAAAUUCCCUCACGCAUCUUGUGUACAGGCUAAUAAAUUGCAGAUGAUCUGAAGAAUUUGUAAAUUUAGUUGACGCUCUCAGAUGCUGUUGUAGGAUGGCAUUAGCUACUGAUUAUUCUCCACAAUUAAUAAAAUGCAAGAGAUGCCAUAUAGAUACCCCUAUCUCCCGAAAAUUGAUUGAAGAAACUCAAGUUUCAUAUUCUGGCGAAGAGGUUAGCUGUGUGAGGACACUGAAAUGUUCAUCGUGCAGUUUCACUGCUGGUCUCUUUAUAAAUGGAGAAUGGAUGACUUUAGAUGAUAUACUUUCAGAUAAGGCGAAAGAAGAUGGUUGUUUCCAGGCAAAGUCAUCCAAAGAGAGAGCUGUCCACUUUAUAAUGAGUCAGAUUUUCUAUCAGGAGCUGGAAAGUCCAGAUGCAUUGGAGAUGGAGGCUGUAUUUGAUCUUCCUGACUUUACAGAUGAUAUAACCAUUCUCUGGCAGAAUGGUACAGCAGUUGGAUUUUACAGUACAAAACAGAAAGGUGUAACAGAUGAACGAACAGCUGAGCAGUAUCCAAUGGUCACUCUUGACUCUAUAUAUGUCUCCCCAUUUCAUCGACGAUGUGGAGCUGCUACAAAGUUGCUUGAGCAUCUUGCUGCAACUCAUUGUGAUCAAGAUAUUGCUGUUAGUACGCCUAUCUCAUCCACAAUGAGAAAAGAGAAGAAGCUGGUCAAGCACUGUUGUGUACAGUGCUAUAUCAUGGGCCGAGCUCAUCUUUGGUGUGGCACCAUCAUGGAUGCUGAAGAAAUUUCUUGCAGAGAGACCAACAUACCGGCGAAAAUUUUGGGAAGUAGAAGGGACAGGACAAGAAGGAGACAGAAAAUUGAUAUGGUAUUCUCUUCUGAGGAAAGAAAGACUGUUACAGAAGACUGAAAGAAGUAAUUCACAAGUUCCUAUUUAGUCCUUUGAAGAACAAAAACCUAUGAAUGAAAAUUUUAGUAAUGUUUGUUAUGCCACUUCAUCAGAAUCAUCAGAAUCAUGGAGGAGAGUGGAGAGAGAGAGAGAGAGAGAGAGAGAGAGAGAGAGAGAGAGAGAGAGAAUAAACCAAGUUUCUCCCAAACAUUUCUUCUAUUAACGUAUAACUUUUUAUGUUCAUUUAUAUGGCAUCUCUUCUUCAUAAUGAAAUCUACAGCACACAGUGUCCGAAUAAAGGCAUA